Myripristis murdjan (pinecone soldierfish) is the source of this 5429-nucleotide messenger RNA. RefSeq names its product solute carrier family 4 member 7 (gene slc4a7). Gene Ontology annotation, molecular function: sodium:bicarbonate symporter activity; monoatomic anion transmembrane transporter activity; solute:inorganic anion antiporter activity. Lineage: Eukaryota; Metazoa; Chordata; Actinopteri; Holocentriformes; Holocentridae. The transcript has 24 exons. The record is from RefSeq and is a predicted model, not a curated record. Gene Ontology annotation, cellular component: plasma membrane; apical plasma membrane; basolateral plasma membrane. The coding region runs from base 149 to 3523 and encodes 1124 amino acids. Gene Ontology annotation, biological process: monoatomic anion transport; regulation of intracellular pH; transmembrane transport.
CUGAAGUCUGCGCGGGUUUACCUCCAGACACACACACACACAGACACACACACACACACACACACACACACACACGCGGCGUGUCUCCGUGGGGCUCCUGGUCUUGCUGGUGUUCCUGGUCCUGGUGCUGGAGGCUCUGGGCUCGGCCAUGGCAGACUUCUGGGGCGACGUCGCUCAUCAGAGGAGGCUGAGGGCCGUGUCCAUGGGGAACGAUGAGGAGGCGGUGCUGGACCAGGGGAAGACCAGCUCCACUCUGCAUACCAACUUUGAGAAGGAAGAACUGGAGAGUCACAGGGCGGUGUACGUGGGCGUGCACGUGCCGCUGGGCCGCCAGAGCCGCCGCCGCCACCGCCACCGAGGACACAGACACCACCGCAAGAGACGCGAGCGCAGCGAGGAGCGCGAGGACGGCCGCGACUCGCCGUCCUACGACACGCCGUCGCAGCGCGUCCAGUUCAUCCUGGGAACUGAGGACGAUGACGAGGAGCACAUCCCACACGACCUGUUCACCGAGCUGGACGAGCUGAGCUGCAGAGACGGACACGAGCAGGAGUGGAGGGAGACGGCCAGGUGGCUGAAGUUCGAGGAGGAUGUGGAGGACGGUGGUGAGCGGUGGAGUAAGCCGUACGUGGCGACGCUGUCGCUGCACAGCCUGUUCGAGCUGCGCUCCUGCAUCCUGAACGGGACCGUGCUGCUCGACAUGAGGGCCAGCAGCAUCGACGAGAUCGCAGACAUGGUGAUUGACAGCAUGCUGGCGUCGGGGCAGCUGGACGAGGGCGUGAGGCAGAAGGUGAGGGAGGCCAUGCUGAAGCGACAUCACCACCAGAACGAGAAGAAGCUGAGUAACCGCAUCCCGCUGGUGCGGUCCUUUGCCGACAUAGGCAAGAAACACUCCGACCCCCAUUUACUGGAGCGCAACGGUCUGUUGGCGUCGCCCCAGUCGGCUCCUUGUAACCUCGACAACAGCAAGAGCAGCGAGAGCCGCAUGAACGGCGGCGGCGGCAGCAGGGAGAACAGCACGGUGGACUUCAGCAAGGUGGAUAUGAACUUCAUGAAGAAGAUCCCCCCCGGUGCCGAGGCCUCCAACGUCCUGGUGGGCGAGGUCGACUUCCUGGAGCGACCCAUCAUCGCCUUCAUCAGACUGUCACCUGCCGUGUUGCUGAGCGGCCUGACAGAGGUCCCUGUGCCCACCAGGUUCCUCUUCCUGAUGCUCGGCCCGUUUGGAAAAGGGGGGCAGUACCACGAGAUCGGACGCUCCAUCGCCACGCUGAUGACCGACGAGGUGUUCCACGACGUGGCGUACAAGGCGAAGGACCGUGUGGACCUGCUGUCGGGGAUCGAUGAGUUCCUGGACCAGGUGACGGUGCUGCCUCCAGGUGAGUGGGACCCGACGAUCCGCAUCGAGCCGCCCAAGAGCGUCCCGUCCCAGGAGAAGAGGAAGACGCCCUCGCUCGCCAACGGCUCCGCCCACAACGCCGACCUCACCAAGGAGGAGGAGCAUCAGGCAGGACCAGAGCUGCAGAGGACUGGGAGGAUGUUCGGCGGCCUGGUGAAGGACGUGCGGCGGAAGCUUCCCUUCCUGUGGAGCGACAUCAGAGACGCCGUCAGCCUGCAGUGCCUGGCCUCCGUCCUCUUCCUGUACUGCGCCUGCAUGUCACCUGUCAUCACCUUCGGAGGGCUGCUGGGAGAGGCCACCAAGGGCAACAUCAGUGCUAUAGAGUCUCUGUUCGGGGCGUCCCUCACAGGUGUGGCGUACUCGGUCUUUGCAGGUCAGCCUCUCACCAUCCUGGGCAGCACGGGCCCCGUCCUCGUCUUCGAGAAGAUCCUCUUCAAGUUCUGCAGUGACUACGGCCUGUCCUACUUGUCUCUGCGGACCAGCAUCGGCCUGUGGACGGCCUUCCUGUGCUUGGUGCUGGUGGCCACUGACGCCAGCUCGCUGGUCUGCUACAUCACCCGCUUCACCGAGGAGGCCUUCGCCGCCCUCAUCUGCAUCAUCUUCAUCUACGAGGCCUUGGAGAAGCUGUUCGACCUGGGCGAGCACUACCCCAUCAACAUGAACAACAACCUGGACAACCUCACCUUCUACACGUGUCAGUGCGCUCAGCCCACCAACGCCUCGGCCGAGGUCCAGAAGAUCUGGAGUGAAAGGAACCUCUCAGCAGAAAGCAUCCCGUGGAGCCAGCUGGAUGUCAAGGAGUGUAAGGGGUUGCAGGGGGAGUUUGUGGGCUCGGCCUGCAGCCACGGCGGCCCCUUCAUCCCGGACGUCCUCUUCUGGUCCAUUAUCCUCUUCUUCACCACCUUCUUCCUCUCCGCCUUCCUCAAGCAGUUCAAGACCAAACGCUACUUCCCCACCAAGGUUCGCUCCACCAUCAGCGACUUCGCCAUCUUCCUCACCAUCAUGAUCAUGGUGCUGAUCGAUUACCUGGUGGGCGUUCCCUCGCCCAAACUCAAUGUGCCCGACCGCUUUGAGCCCACGUCCAAGGCGACCCGUGGUUGGCUGAUCUCCCCUCUGGGCUCUAACCCCUGGUGGACUCUGCUGGCGGCGGCCGUCCCGGCUCUGCUCUGCACCAUCCUGAUCUUCAUGGACCAGCAGAUCACCGCCGUCAUCAUCAACAGGAAGGAGAACAGACUGAAGAAAGGCUGCGGGUACCACCUGGACCUGCUGGUGGUGGCGGUGAUGCUGGGCGUGUGCUCGCUCAUGGGGCUGCCGUGGUUCGUGGCGGCGACCGUCCUGUCCAUCUCGCACGUCAACAGCCUGAAGCUGGAGUCCGGCUGCGCGGCGCCCGGAGAGCAGCCCAAGUUCCUGGGCAUCCGGGAGCAGAGGGUCACCGGCUUCAUGAUCUUCAUCCUGAUGGGCUGCUCCGUCUUCAUGACCUCCGCCCUGAAGUUCAUCCCCAUGCCGGUUCUCUAUGGAGUUUUUCUCUACAUGGGAGUCUCCUCUCUCAAAGGCAUCCAGCUGUUUGACAGGAUCAAGCUGUUCGGCAUGCCGGCCAAGCACCAGCCCGACCUGAUCUACCUGCGCUACGUCCCGCUGUGGAAGGUGCACGUGUUCACGGCGGUGCAGCUCACCUGCCUGGUGCUGCUGUGGCUCAUCAAGGCGUCGGCCGCCGCCGUCGUCUUCCCCAUGAUGGUCCUGGCUCUGGUGUUCAUCCGGAAGCUUCUGGACUUCUUCUUCACCAAGAGGGAGCUGAGCUGGCUCGACGACCUGAUGCCCGAGAGCAAGAAGAAGAAGGAGGACGACAAGAAGAAGAAGAAGGAGCAGGCUCUGCGGAUGCUGGAGGAGGCCGAGGACGAGCUGCCGUACGAACGCAGAAACAUCCUGAAGAUCCCACUGAGACAUGCCGACCCGUCGGAGGUGAACAUCUCAGAUGAAAUGGCUAAAAGUGGCAUCUGGAAAUCUGUUGCCAAGAACUCCGACAGCAGCAGGAGCCUGAAGCCCAGCAGCCAGGACCGGGUGUCGAGCGUCCAGAUUAAAGUGGAAGACGAGGAGCCGAGGUGUGUGGACGCUGAGACGUCCUUGUGAUCCUCCACCAGCAGGCGGCGCCCUCACCUGCCGAGACGUCGGGGAGGACCAAUCAGGUUACAGCUCGCCCCUCUGCACCCGGCCAAUGCUUUUUCUCAUCGUUUUAUGAUGAAUCACAGAGACGCUGCUGCUUGGAGCCAAGAUGGCCGCCACUCUGGAAAACAGCUUCUUCUUCUUUUUUUUGUGUUUUUUUUUAAACGUGACAGUUCCGCCAACCCGCCGCAGGGCUCUGAUUGGCUGCUGAAGGGGGCGGGUCACAGGAAGGAGACGCCUGCUUUCCAGACCUGAAGUUUUUAUUUUAAGGUUUAAUUUUAAUUUUUAUAAAUAUGCUCUGAAGAAGCAGGUCCAAACACGGCAGGGCGUUUUUAUUUAAUCAUCAUGCUGAUUUGAAACAGAUGUGUGUGUGUGUGUGUCUGUGUGUGUGUGUGUCUCUGUGUGAGUGUGUGUAUGUCUGUGUGUGUCUCUGUGUGUGUGUGUGUGUCUCUGUGUGUGUGUGUGUGUGUGUGUGUCUGAUCUUUGGAAGCAGCAGGUUCAACGUCUGGGCAGAAAUCAGCGCCUCGAGUUUAAACCACAUGAAGCUGAAACCUCGUCUGAUUGGUCGAAUCAGAACUUUUCAGACACUUAAAGGUUUGUGAUGUUCAGAUGAACCCAAACAGCGCCACCCGGUGGAAUCACUGAGCUGAAGGUCGAGUUUGGAUGAAAGCCUGGUUUUCUGUGGGCCUGUGUGUCUGCACGGCCACCAGAGGGAGACAAACUACACACAACUGCCAAACGUGUCAGACUCUGAAAAACCUGAUUGAUCCCUGACGGGAAAUUUGGGUCAAAUUCCCAACAGAAGACUUAAAUCAUGAGUAUAAAUGAAAUUAUAAGAAAUAGAAAAAGGAAUUAGAAAUACAAAAAUCUAAUAUACAAAUAUGUAUAUGAACAUUGGAUCAUAAAACUUUAAAUGGAUCUUUCAAUUGUAGUUUGAAAUUAAAAGCAAUUGAUUAUUACUGAAGGUAACUUGAUUUCUCAGUCUGGCAGCUUUAGAGACGUCAGCGUUAUUAAUAUAAAUUAUUAUUAAAGGAGAACACAUCACAUUUUUUCUGAACAACUUUUGUGUCACAGAAAAAAAAAAUUUCCAGUCACCGAACGAUCGGACGAUUAUCAUGUUCUGACUGGCGGCAGCCCGUGUUGUUGUCAAGGUAACGGUAAACGGUGAUGUCAGGUCACCGCCGUGCCGCCGUCUUUAGUUUUGAAACUUUGUGCACAGUCUGGUUUGGUCUUGUUGUGUGUAAGAAGUCUUCAUGUCGCUGCAGCCGCUCGCAGUUUGUCUGCAGCUCGACGUUCUGCUGAGAGAAAAGCUGAAGAGAGCAAACUCAGUCCGGCCUCCUGAGGUCUGAAUUUAAAAUGAAAACUAAGAUUCAGUAAAAACCUCUUUCGACGUCUCAGUCGUUGGUCACAGAUUCCUCUGCUGCACGCUGUUUAUUGAAAAGCUGUUUAUUGAAAAGCUGUUUAUUGAAAAGCUGUUUAUUGAAAAGCGUUCGGACGCAGUUUUGCGGCGCUGCUCUCUCCCGGCAGGACGAAGCGUUUUGCCUCUGACCCGGAGGCGGAUCAGAUCAGAGGUCAGCGUUAGGGUUAGGGUUCGUGACUCCGGGCUUUGACGGUAGAAUCUGCAAACAGAAACGGGACGUUGACUGAACACAUGGCAUGCAGCUUUUUAUUUGGUCGCUUCUCUGUUCCUGUUGGCGUCCCGUCAGGAGGCCGGCAGCCUGCUCCAAUCAGAAAGCUCGUUUUCCUUCGUGGACAGAAAUAUGGGGCCUUAAAUUUCCUCCCUGUUACACCAGGAAUGAUUUUUUUUGUAAAUGUUUCUUUUUAAUUAUCAUUAUUAUUGUUAUUACUGUAAAUAAAUUCCUUUUAUAUUUGG